This is a messenger RNA of Lobosporangium transversale, 693 nucleotides long. RefSeq lists its product as hypothetical. NCBI's taxonomy places the organism in Eukaryota, Fungi, Mortierellomycota, Mortierellomycetes, Mortierellales, Mortierellaceae. Gene Ontology annotation, cellular component: stress fiber; adherens junction; Z disc. The transcript has 3 exons. The record is from RefSeq and is a predicted model, not a curated record. The coding region runs from base 1 to 693 and encodes 230 amino acids. Gene Ontology annotation, molecular function: actin binding; muscle alpha-actinin binding. Gene Ontology annotation, biological process: actin cytoskeleton organization; muscle structure development.
AUGGCAGCAGCAGCAAUAGAGACAGCAAAAAACACUGUAGGCAGAACCGGAUCGUCUCCAUCCCCGUCUUUGACAAAUGAUCCUUCACGCAAGAGCAGUUCUGGCUCCAACAAAGGAACAAACCAUCAAACUACAGCAUUUAUUUGUUCGAGUUGCGAUGAACCUAUUUCUGGCUUGAUGAUUACAGCGAUGGGCAAGCGAUGGCAUUCUGAACAUUUUGUCUGCUGUAUUUGUAAUACCAACUUGGAGCAUGUUCAAUUUUUCCAGAAGGACGGAAAGCCUUAUUGUCAUCUGGACUAUCAUGAAUUAUUUAGUCCAAAGUGUGGUCAUUGCAACACAGCCAUUGAAAAUGAAUGCUUGACUGCAUUGGGCAAGAACUGGCAUCCAGGCCAUUUCUUCUGUCGCGAAUGUGGAGAUCCAUUUGGAGAGGACGGAUAUAUGGUGCAUGAUGAUUUCCCAUAUUGUGAAAAGGAUUACUUGCGAUUAUUUGCACCCAAAUGCGCUGGAUGCCAGGAUCCAAUUCAAGGCGACUUUAUUAGUGCGUUAAAGGGCAAAUGGCACCGCGAUUGCUUUGGAUGCACUAUUUGUCAUAUCGGGUUUGAUUCAUCGUCUUAUUAUGUCCAAAAUGGAAAGCCCUAUUGUCAAGCACAUUAUAAGACUGGAGCUGCUGCAUCUCAAGCUGUUGUAGCAUAA